AUGAGCUCUGUCUGCACUGCCAUCUCUGAAUUUGGCUGGGACCUUUUCAAGGAAAUAAGCAAGGAUGGUGCUCAGAAGAAUAUCUUCUUGUCUCCGUUUAGCAUCUCUGCAGCUCUAGCCAUGGUCUCGUAUGGUGCCAGAGGCAACACUGAAGCCCAAAUGGAGAAGGUACUUCACUUCAGGGAGAGCCAGCAUACUGGAACUUCAGGAUCUGGAGACUCCUCUGCAACAGGAUCCCAGAAACCAUGCAAUGUAAAUGAACCGACGGCUGCAGACUCUCAAUGUGAUCGGCCUGGAGGUAUUCAUUCCCAGUUCCAGGCUUUAUUAUUGCAACUCAACAAACCCUCCAACAAAUAUGAGCUAAGCAUUGCUAACAGACUAUAUGGCUCCAUGGAUUUUCCCUUUGAGCAGCAUCUUAGAAAAGUCAGAACCUCUCAGACUCAGUACUAUAUGAGAAGUAACAUCUGUGUUCAUAACCUACAGAAAUACUUACGAUGCACGAAGGAGCUGUACCAUGCUGGAUUGGAAAGCGUUGAUUUUGAAAAGGCACAAACCAGUGAGAAUAUUAACUCCUGGGUUUCAAGUCAAACACAGGGUAAAAUCAAGGACCUUUUCCCCGAGGGUUCUCUUGAUCCUCCAAUUGCUAUGGUGAUAGUGAAUGCCAUCUACUUUAAAGGACUGUGGUCAUCCAGAUUUAAGAAAGAGAACACCAAAGAAGCACCUUUUAGAGUGAAUAAGAAUAUGAGCAAAAAUGUUCCAAUGAUGUUUCAGAAUGGAGAUUUUAAAUAUGCUGCCAUACAGGAACCAGCACUGCAAUUGCUUGAACUCCCCUAUGCCAAUAAAGAGAUCCAUAUGAUUAUCUUGCUCCCAAACAAUGGCGACUUCAGCAAUCAGUUUGCAACCUUUCUUACCUACAAGAACAUAGAAGAAUGGACUUCAAGCAUGUAUUGCCAGAAAGUGAAUGUGUACCUUCCCAAGUUUAAACUAGAAGAGAAAUAUAACCUCAAGGCAACUUUGCAGUCAAUGGGAAUGACUCUCCCUUUUGAGCGAAGCAAAGCAGGUUUAUCUGGAAUAUCAGAGAAACAAGGCCUGUUUGUGUCCAGGGUCACCCAUAAGUCCUUUGUGGAAGUCAAUGAGGAGGGCACAGAAGCAGCUGCUGCCACUGGUGUAACAGCUGUCCCAAUGAGUGCACAAAUUCCUGUCGAUUUUAAGGCUAAUGUUCCAUUCUUUUUCAUUAUAUUUCACAAUCUGUUCAAGUGCCCCCUCUUCAUUGGCAGAUAUGCAACACCUUAA
Molecule: messenger RNA, 1293 nt
Organism: Hemicordylus capensis (graceful crag lizard)
Lineage: Eukaryota; Metazoa; Chordata; Lepidosauria; Squamata; Cordylidae
Product: serpin B11-like
Exons: 7
Coding region: 1-1293 (430 amino acids)
Biological process (GO): negative regulation of endopeptidase activity
Molecular function (GO): serine-type endopeptidase inhibitor activity
Source: RefSeq, a predicted model, not a curated record